AUGCGCCGGCCCGCAUUUCCUCCCCGACAGGCUUCUGUCUGUCUCUUCUGCGACGCUCUCGCUGUCCGACGGCCAAACAGAGCCAAGCCUUUGGCCUCCUUCAGCACCCGGAGCCUCCCAAAGUCUCGCCCCACACUGUCUCGAGUUUCACAAGGUGCCAGCGGUAGAGCUGUGACGAGCGCAGCCCGACCGAGAUGGCUGUCAUCUCAAACAAGCAAACGCACAGCUGGGGAACCGGCCGAGGGCCUUCGCGGCGACGAGGAGAUUGCCAACAGGCGGCCGGUAACACCAAAAGCGGCAGGCAAAGAACUCUCUUCGCUUACCAACAUGGUGGCAUACAUCGACAACAACAAGGCCAAGGUUUUGGAGCAUAGGGGCGUCCCAUCUGAAGCCGACACGAGCGCUGCACUGCGAGCUUGCCAAGUGGUUGCAGAUUAUAUUAUGGAUGAAUCAGUACAACCCCAAAUCACGCACAUGAUCAACGAAGCAGAUUCGACUGCGUCAAACCUGUUAUCAUUGGACUCCAGCCGCAGGAAAGCUGCCAAGGCUUCUCCCGCAGACCUGGAUAGCAGUGCUCGCAAUGCUCUGAUAUCCACCCAACUCAAGCAGCUGAUCGACAGGAUAUCUGAAGCUGCAUAUGUAACAUUGGCACACCCAACAGUCUUCAUCACGCCAAGACUGCUGCAAGAGUACGUCAAGGUCCAGGCUACGUUAGGUAGGCCCGAAACACUACCCCGGGUACUUCAACUCUAUGCCUCAAAGCCAAUGCCCCGGGAGGCCUCGGGGUCUAUCGAGUACACGAAACAGAACUCCGACAAGGCCUCCAACGCUGUAGAGUCUUCUGUUGCUGAGACGGCUCUUGACACUGCAAUCGAAGCCAAGAAUCUAGACGCCGCAGUUGGAAUUAUUGAAAGUACAUACACAACAAAAGCUUUCAUCCGAUCUAAACUUCUCCGUAAUGCCACCCUCCCAGUUGCAACCUUUGCAGCAACCCCAUUAGCAGCCUAUGCGGUAGCGAGAAACUUCUCCGUGUUCCAAGACGCCAUGGACGCCGCACAUGCAACCAAUGUAGCUUUUGUUGCUAUAUUAGCCUAUGUCGGAUUUACUGCUUCGAUCGGUAUUGUUGCGGCAACAACAGCGAACGAUCAGAUGAAACGGGUUACCUGGGCCCCCGGUAUUGCCCUGCGCUCACGCUGGAUCCGAGAAGAAGAGAGGGCGGCAUUGGACAAGAUCGCCUGUGCGUGGGGCUUUGCUGAGAAAUGGCGUCAAGGCGAAGAAGAAGGCCCUGAGUGGGAUGCGCUUCGCGAGUACAUUGGGCAGAAAGGGAUGGUGCUAGACCGGACCGAGUUAAUGGACGGUAUGCAGUGA
Truncatella angustata is the source of this 1368-nucleotide messenger RNA. RefSeq lists its product as uncharacterized. The transcript has a single exon. NCBI's taxonomy places the organism in Eukaryota, Fungi, Ascomycota, Sordariomycetes, Amphisphaeriales, Sporocadaceae. The record is from RefSeq and is a predicted model, not a curated record. Bases 1 to 1368 code for a protein of 455 amino acids.